This is a messenger RNA of Astrephomene gubernaculifera, 3331 nucleotides long. NCBI's taxonomy places the organism in Eukaryota, Viridiplantae, Chlorophyta, Chlorophyceae, Chlamydomonadales, Astrephomenaceae. The record is from the annotation of a GenBank genome assembly.
ACAGUUAGACAUACUUACGAGGGAUACACCCAUUACGGGACAACGUCUGUUUCCAUCCGGCGGCGAAGGACGUUCUUUGCAUGAUGGUUAACUAGCCAUCAUGAAGCAAAGUAUCUUUCUCCUGUUGGUCAUGGCCCUUGGGGCCAUGAGUGUGGCGAGCGCUCAGAAGUGCUCCAAUGUAACUGGAUAUACCUUCUACCUAAACCAGCAAGUGAAGGGCGCGUAUACAUUCCCGGUUAAGAGCACAAAUUUGACGGUCGCUGGCAUCGCGGCCUACUGUGCAAAGACAACCCGCUGCAACGCAUUCAACACAUCGGGCUAUAUUAUGACGGUUCCCUUGGUGCCAGUUUUUUCAAGCCUGUCUACCACCACUUCCUGCGCCGGCGUUUACAUUGCAACGUCCCGGUCGCUGAGCGGCUUCAACCCUCCGAAAGGGGUGAAUGCUUCUACGUUGCGAGCGGCGGGCAACCGGACGUAUCUCAACAUGCGCGCGGCCAUCACGGCUGCCAGCAAGGUGAAAGCUACCCUUGGCUCUGGAGUCAAAGUGAGCAUGCUCACACAAAGCGCCAUCACAAGCGCAUUUAAUGCUUCCAAGGUUCCGCUCUCACAAGUCAGUGCCACACUUGGCAACUACACGUACAAUGACGUCAUGGCAGCGCUCUCUGCCCCCACGUGGGACUCCCGCAACGUUAACGGCAUUAACUACAUCAGUGCUGUUAAGGACCAGGGCGGCUGCGGUUCCUGCGUAGCCUUUGCCUCCGUUGCUGUAGCGGAGGCAACGGUUGCUACGGUUAGCAAGAUGACAACCAACACCAACGACUUUUCGGAGCAAUGGCUGUUCCUAUGCAACGGCCUCUACCAGCCCUCUUGUGACACCGGGUGGUACGCCGCCCAAGCUACAGAUGUCAUCACCAAAGUGAACCUGCCGUACGAGGCUAACUACCCUUACACGGCUGGCGGCUACCCGUCGACGACCGGCCCUUGGUGUACCCUGAACAGCGCGCCUGAGAAGCGAGCUGGCGGCACGUUCACCGCUAUCAGUUUCACGGACUUGACCCUGGCCAAGGCACACAUCCGACAGUACGGAGCGGUAACCAGCUUCUUUGCUGUUUACAUGGACUUCUUCAACUGGAGCCCGUCCUCCGCGCCAUACGUUUGGGACACAACUAGCUACCUGGCCGGUUACCACCAGGUCACGGUUGUGGGCUACGAUGACACCAACUCCUACUGGAUUGUCAAGAAUAGUUGGAGCUCCGGUUGGGGUGACAGUGGCUACGUCCGCAUCUCCUACAACGCCGGAGUCGGCCUUAUGUCAGGCGACUGGGACAACAUCUACGGCCUAACCUGGGCGCCGUCAAGUGUUACCACGUCUCCCCCGCCGCCAUCCUCGCCGCCGCCACCACCUCCCUCCACUACCUCUAAGCCCCCGCCUCCUAAAUCACCGCCACCAUCGCCGCCGCCGCCGCCACCGCCUUCCCCUCCCCCACCACGCUCACCACCACCGCCGCCACCGCCUUCGCCUCCCCCACCACGCUCACCACCACCGCCACCACCGCCGCCACCGCCUUCGCCUCCCCCACCACGCUCACCACCACCGCCGCCACCGCCUUCGCCUCCCCCACCACGCUCACCACCACCACCGCCGCCGCCGCCACCGCCUUCCCCUCCCCCACCACGCUCGCCACCACCGCCGCCACCGCCUUCGCCUCCCCCACCACGCUCACCACCACCGCCGCCGCCACCGCCACCGCCUUCGCCUCCCCCACCACGUUCACCGCCACCGCCGCCGCCGCCUCCACCGCCUUCGCCUCCGCCUCCACCGCCUCCACCACCCAUAUCAUCGAAGUCUCCGCCGCCGCCUAUAUGGUGGAGUUCCAACUCCCCUCCACCACCACCACCAAUCUCCAACAAAUCUCCGCCACCCCCCUUUUGGUCAGCCUUCAGCCCCCCACCUCCAUCGUGGUGGAGCUUUUACUCCCCUCCACCACCCCCACCACCACCACCAAUCUCCAACAAAUCUCCGCCACCCCCUUUUUGGUCAAUGUUCAGCCCCCCACCUCCAUGGUGGUGGAGUUACAACUCCCCUCCACCGCCGGCUUUCGGAAAGAAGUCGCCGCCGCCUAACAAGAAAUCUCCAAAGCCGCCACCCCCAAGCCAGCCCCUACCUCCCGACGUACCGCCUCCCGAAGUACCCCCGUCCGCCGACCAGUCCCCUCCCGAUUACCCUUGGUGGUAUACCUGGCAUCAGAGCCCUGAUGUGUUUUGGACUGACGUCGAAAACGUGAAGUCUCCGCAGGAAGCACAGUCAUCACCCACAGACAAACAGCAGUCAUCUGCGCCUUCGACGAGCUUCCCAUCACCGAAGUUGGGAGGUCGGAGGGCCCUCAACCAAAACUAGAAGAUAACAGCGAUUGUCGUCAUGCCCUUUGUUGUAAGGUUUGCUGGAAAGGAAAUUUGUGGACGUCUGGAUACGACAAACACUCGCACACAUGCUGGAACUGCCUCAAAGAAGAGUAUCGGAGCUCACUUUAGGAGGAUGGGUGCGAUUACUGCAAGUGCAUGCCCACGCUCCCAGUCAUCCUACUGAUACAUCGACAUCCGUAUGUAUGUUAUUUCGCCGUUCCUGAAGAAUGGUCUACGUGCGUUGCCAUGUCUUUGCUGCUCACGAGCACGAUGCAUGCUGUCGUGUUUUGAAGAGAUAGAAUUGCGUUUCGGUUCUUGGUGACAAGCAGCCGAAAGCGCGUUGUUUGGUGGUACGGCAUGUGCUUGUGUUGCCUUUCUAUGCAGCUUUCAUUUGCUAAUUUGCUUGCGAUAGAGAGGCCCUGCUGCCGGUGGAGGUCUGCUAAUUGGGAUCCGCCGCUGUGGGCUUCUACAAUCUUGCAACGUGAUGUCGUGAAAGAAGUUUUCGGUUGUGUUGACCGUUGGUGUGGCAUGUUCCGUUAUAACUGGGACUCAGGUGCUCAGGCCUGAAGCAUGCCGCCGGCGCUGUAUGUGUAGAUAGCUUUAGAUCUAGGUAAAGUAAAAGAAUUAGUUGUCAGGUUGUGGCACUUACUUGCUAGUAUUGGUUGCAUCUCGGAGAUUAGUUCAAGCUUUAGUCAGGAUGUACGCCUUAUUGGCUCGGGUUUGGCGUUCUUGCACGCCUCCACCGUCGUGGUCCUUCCGUAAGGGUGUAGGAUGAAGAUAGUUGAGGGGCUUGGGCUUGGUGUUCGUACGCAUCUCCGCGGUCGUGGCCCUUCCGGAAAAAUGUAGGUUGCAUCCCAUCAUCCGUUAAUCGGGCAAUUGUUGUUGCUACCUUGGAACCGAGUUCGCCCUCAAGCCUUUCUGUAACCGG